CAACAAAAAUCAAGCAAUUCCUUCUUUAAUUUGUCAGAGAGAUAGAAAAAAUUAAGAGGAUGGAAAAAUUCAUUAUUAGUUGUGUUCUUAUAUUGCUAAUGAAUCUACUUAGAGUGGAAUCUGCUGUUUGGCAACAAGCUCAUGCAACUUUCUAUGGUGGAAGUGAUGCCUCAGGAACAAUGGGUGGUGCAUGUGGCUAUGGAAAUCUGAACAUAGAUGGAUAUGGUAUAAAAACAGCUGCAUUGAGUACUGCUCUGUUUAAUGAUGGCAAGUCAUGUGGUGGUUGCUAUCAAAUAGUUUGUGAUGCAAGGAAAGUUCCUCAAUGGUGCCACAAGGGAACUUCCAUUACUAUUACUGCCACAAACUUUUGUCCACCAAACUUUGCACAACCUAGUGACAAUGGUGGUUGGUGUAAUCCUCCAAGACCACACUUUGACAUGUCUCAACCUGCCUUUGAAACUAUAGCUAUUUACAGAGCUGGAAUUGUUCCCAUUUUGUACAGGAGAGUUGGGUGCAAAAGAAGUGGAAACAUAAGAUUUACUAUAAAUGGGAGAGAUUAUUUUGAGCUAGUUCUUAUAAGCAAUGUAGGUGGAGGUGGAGAGAUAUCUAAAGUAUGGAUCAGAGGGUCAAAAAAGAAUAAAUGGGAAUCAAUGUCAAUGAAUUGGGGUGCUAAUUGGCAGAGCCUAAGCUUUCUCAAUGGUCAAAGCUUAUCCUUUAGAAUUCAACUCAAAAAUGGAAAGACUCGUACAGCUAUAAAUGUAGCACCAUCCAAUUGGAAAUUUGGCCAAUCUUUCAAAAGUAAUGUUCAAUUCUAAAUUGAAUAUAUGAAUUAUGGAUUAAUUAUUACUAUGAUAUCACUUUUAUUAUUGUGCAUUCUUAUAUAUAUAUAUAUUGGUUUCUUGUGUAACAAUUAUUUAUAUAUUGUGUAAGGAAUUAUAUAUUCCAAGUGGUUGUUUGUGGCUCAGCAAUAUGUUUUAGUAUUUGCGAUGAAGCCCACCAACUUUGGUAUAAUAAUAUAUUUGUAAUAAUGUGUAUUUUUUAUUUGUAUGAAUACAUUUGUGAGCCAAA
Trifolium pratense (red clover) is the source of this 1068-nucleotide messenger RNA. Its product is annotated as putative expansin-A17. NCBI's taxonomy places the organism in Eukaryota, Viridiplantae, Streptophyta, Magnoliopsida, Fabales, Fabaceae. Gene Ontology annotation, cellular component: extracellular region. The transcript is spliced from 3 exons. The record is from RefSeq and is a predicted model, not a curated record. Bases 60 to 815 code for a protein of 251 amino acids. Gene Ontology annotation, biological process: plant-type cell wall organization.